Messenger RNA from Trichobilharzia szidati, 1379 nucleotides. The record is from the annotation of a GenBank genome assembly. NCBI's taxonomy places the organism in Eukaryota, Metazoa, Platyhelminthes, Trematoda, Strigeidida, Schistosomatidae.
CAGCAACGCAGCUGUUGCUCAUUUAAAAUGUUUCAGUACAAGACAUAUAAUCCUGGUGUAUUACUAGGUAACUGGUUCGAAGAGAGGGUUCUUGAGAAGGUAACACAUAUGUUAUCAUCUACAACUGAUUCAGGAGGGGAGAAGUGCACAUUUAAACAAGGAAGAAGGUCAUGUUUCAUCAACACGCCUGCUGAAUUUGAUUUCCGAAAGUGAUCCUAAUCUGGUAGGCUUUUGUUUGAUACUUGUAAUAGAUGGAGAUUGAUUGCUCUGCAAUGGCUACAGAUGGAUAUCUCAGGUUUGGCUCAAACAUUCAGAUUCUUAACACAGGAUCGUCUCCAUAUUAUGUGAAAUAUGGACUUUCAUCCCCACGUGACCCUCACGUAGUCAGUCUUUCAGUGGAUUUUUCAUGCAACUUAAACUUGGAAAUUUCGAAUUGCGACGAUAACUUUUUCAAAUUUAUAGACAGAAACGGUUAUCUUAAUGUGACAGCUUCCAAGAAUAUUCAACCUUCGCCUAAAAAUAUAUUCAAAGUGUUGUGUUUACGCGAGAAUCAAAAUGGCCGAGUAAUUCGUUAUGGUGAACCAAUAGUUUUAGCCUUACAACCAGACAUUAUUUCAUCAAAAUGCCCUCCCAAAUUACAGAAUAAAUUGAUCAGAGAUCAAUUUUUGUUUUUGGCCAGUGAUUUAAAACACUUAGGUGAUCAGAAUUUGCAACCAGAAGCACAAGAUCUAUUUUUUGAAGUUGGCACACCAACAUUUUUAUCACAAUGGCGGCUAGAAUAUGAAGAUCCACAUUUAAGGAGAGAAUUUGAAGGUAGACCUGUUAAAGCUGAUCAGAAACUGCUGAUUAAACAUGUUCGAAGUAAUAAAGCAUUGGCGUUAGAACCAAAAUUUACAGUUCGUACCUUAUUUGGUAAAGAAACUUGUCUCAGUGUACGUACGUACUAUGAUUCUCAUAAACUGGAGCGUGAUGUCAAUGUAUGGGUUCUAGCUUCAGCUAGACAACAAGGUUUAUCAUGUACCUCAAAUGAACAAACACCACAUAAAGUCCUCGAGAAUACUUCUUUAGAGGGUGAUUGUGUUGCUGGAGCUAAUGAAUGCGUUGAGAAGAAUGUUAAUUUUGAAUAGAAUGCUGAUUGCACGAGAAGCCAGAAAACUGCAGUAUACUGAAAGGGUGACUACUUAAUACUUUACAAGUAGUUAAGCGUUUAUGCGUGAUUUUCUCUUCUUGACACUCGAAAAGCGAAUAAUUCUGAUUAUUUACUCAACAAACAAAAUUUAAAACAAAAGUGUAUUGAAUCAUGUAUAUUGUUUAAAUAACUUUUGAAGUUUUCAUUAAAUCUGUAAUGAUCUUAUAGUAAUUCAAAUUUUAAAAAACAC